GUUAUUGUAGCAGUUUCAUGCAGCACAUAAUUGUGCCAACUUAGAUAAGAUAAACAAAUUAGAUUAAACUACGAUUUAGAACCAGCAAGAGGGAAAUGAGUCACACUUCACCACUAAACAUGAAUGGUGCUAAUGUUUGGUAUUCGUGGUGUUUGGCUUAUUCUAGGGAUUCUACAUGCACGCGCCUCCGUCCUCUGACAUCACGAUCCCUUAUAAACCAAAGCAGCGCAUUGUCCUGCAGACCGAAGUUGCUUUCCGAAGGAACCACCGCAGGCAUACUAACAACUCCACAGAAAUGAGUUCGGCACCAGCUCAAUGCUUUUUCAUCUUCUUUGUACUCGUCUUCUCGAGUGUAGUGCGGGUGGGAAAAUGCGCGCCCCCGACCUGUUACUCGCGCGCUCUCCAACUCAGUAAGGAGAUCAUGGACGUGUUGGAGAAGACGCACAGGUCCCCGCGCACGAAGGACUGCGCUGAGAUUUUCCCGAAAAUGUUUCUGGACGUUCACAAUUCCUGUGUGACGGCUAAGCUGCGAGACUUCCUGUAUGUGUUGGAGAAUCUGCCAGGGAUUCAUUGCAGGACACGACCUCGUAUCGUCUUGUUGAAACGCAAGAUCCUCAUACUCUACGAGAUCAUAAGCCGUGUAUGCUACCGGGAUCUGGUGUACCUGACAAAUGACUGUGAGGCUCUGGACACGGGAAUCAGUUACCCACGAUACGCAGAAGACACACUGCAGCUACUGGAGGAGACAAGCUGAGACAGACACACACACGCACACACACACACACACACACUUUUAAUAUAAAAAAUGCUACACGGACGAAAAGCAAAUUCUUUUUAACCAGAAAAUGUGCAAAUACACACACACGCACACACAAACUUGCUUUUGUGUGUAUAAUGGUGUAUGUGUGUGUGUGUGUGUGUGUGUGUGUGUGUAUGUGUGUGUGUGAGAAACUGCAUUCCAGCAGCCAAAGGAAAACUUUCCACAGGAAAUAGUUUAAAUAGCCACUGAGCGCUUACACAAAAUGUGGCUUAUUUAUACCCUAACAACAACAACACACACACACACACACACACACACACACACACACACACACACACACACACACGCACACUUCACAUACUUGCUUGUGUGUAAAUUGUGUAAUGGUCCUCAGAGAGAGUGUUAUGAAACACUGAGUUCUUUUUGUCCCAAGUAGCUUUGGCUACACAGUGCUUUACUCAUCAUAACGAUUACCUUCCUUGUUUACCACAGAGGUCAUAUACACUUCAGUAUAACUUUCAGUUUUACCAGAAUAAACUCUCUGGUAGUCUUUCAGUGUAACUAGCUUAUAUAAUACAUUAACUUUUAUACAUAGCAUGAAUCUGGGUAACUACAAUUACUACCCAACUUCCGAGCUAAUGAUGGUAAUGCUACUCCAAUAACAGCCCUGUUGUGUAAUGCUAGCCAGUCAGCUGUAACUAGCUAUAGCUAACUGUAGUGGACUUUAAUAGUAGCGUUUUUAUUUCCUCUAACAACCACAUUAACAUUGUUAAAUAAAAUAAACAUGGGUGAUUUCUUUAUGGGUUUUCUUUUAAUGACAGUGAUAGUUCAUAUUUUAGCCUGUUUAUUA
This is a messenger RNA of Ictalurus punctatus (channel catfish), 1610 nucleotides long. RefSeq names its product cytokine-like protein 1 (gene cytl1). NCBI's taxonomy places the organism in Eukaryota, Metazoa, Chordata, Actinopteri, Siluriformes, Ictaluridae. The record is from RefSeq and is a predicted model, not a curated record. Gene Ontology annotation, biological process: positive regulation of transcription by RNA polymerase II. The transcript is spliced from 4 exons. Bases 176 to 754 code for a protein of 192 amino acids.